AUCCGCUCUGUCGUUGCGACGAGGCUCUUUGGAUUCGCACCAACCAACCAUGUCGGCUGUUUCUACUCCUUCGGAGCAUUCUCAGAAUACCUCGCCGUUCUUUUCUCCCAUUCUAUCUCGGACGUCGAGUGUUUCCUCGCUGUCUGAUGGUGACGGACCCUCGACUACAGUCACAAGAAAUCAAGACUCCUUGGCCGCUGGUCAAAAUGAAGUGAAUCAAGUAUCUAAAGUAUGCUUCGUGGGAGCCGGCUAUGUUGGCGGACCUACAGCAGCCGUAGUAGCUCUCGCAAAUCCCAACAUCAAAGUAACAGUAGUCGACAAAGACGCCACGAGGAUCCGGAGGUGGAAUUCAAAGCACCUUCCGAUUCACGAGCCUGGACUGUACGAUGUUGUGCGAGUUGCCCGGGACGGCACGUCAAGUAUCAAUACUCACGGCCAAAAUGCCAUCCAAGGCCGCGCGCCAAACCUGUUCUUCUCUACAGACUGCGACCAAAGUAUCGCGGAAGCAGAUAUUGUGUUCCUGAGCGUGAAUACACCAACGAAGAUGCGCGGCAUAGGCGCAGGAUCCGCAACCAACACUGCGAUUUUCGAGUCGGUGAUGCGUUCUAUUGCUCGUGUAGCCAAGCCCGGAUCGAUCAUUGUGGAGAAAAGCACAGUGCCGUGUCGGACGGCAGAAGUUUUGCAAGAAAUUUUAUCCAUUUACCGACCGGGCGUACCGUUUGAGAUCUUGUCAAAUCCUGAAUUUUUGGCAGAAGGAACGGCAAUUUCAGAUUUACUACAUCCAUCACGUGUGCUUAUCGGCUCGAGCACUUCAAGCGCUGGUCUUGCAGCAGCAAAGCGACUGGCGUCUGUCUACAGCUGGGUGCCAGAAUCAGCCAUUCUACAUGUCCAUACCUGGUCUUCCGAACUCGCGAAACUGGUUGCCAACGCUAUGCUUGCGCAGCGGAUUAGUAGCAUCAACUCCAUCAGCGCCAUCUGCGAGAAGACAGGGGCAAACAUCAAAGACAUCUCCAAAGCAGUCGGCCAAGACCCGCGAAUAGGCUCCAAAUUCCUCGGAUCCGGCCUCGGAUUCGGCGGAUCCUGCUUCAAGAAGGACAUCCUCAGCCUCUCCUACCUCGCCGAAUCGCUCGACCUGCCCGAAGUCGCCGCCUACUGGAAGAGCGUCGUGGCCAUGAACGAAUGGCAAGGCAACCGCUUCGUCCACCGCGUCAUGCACUCCCUCAACGGCUCCCUCUUCGGCAAACGCGUCACCGUCUUCGGCUACGCUUUCAAGAAGAACACCGGCGACACCCGCGAAUCCCUCGCCAUCCCCGUCAUCCAGCAACUCGCCGCCGAAGGCCCCACCGAAAUCUCUAUCUACGACCCCGGCUGCGCCCCCGCAGACAUCGAGUCCGAAAUGCGCGCCUACCUACCCUCCUGCACCGCCAUCCGCGCAUACGCAGACCCCUACGAGGCCUGCGAGGGCACGUCCGCCGUCCUCAUCCUCACCGAGUGGGAUCAAUUCCGCUAUCCUCCCCUGCCCGAAGCCAGUCUCAACGUCGAGGCCGGAUCCGCAAAGCUGCAGGACGCGCUGUCACGCUUCGCACAUAUCCAGAGCCAGCUCACGCCCGCGAAGCGCUGGGCCGCGAAGCAGAUGCCGCAGGCGUUUGCGGUGGAGCCCGAGUGUGAUGCUGGGUGCGGCGAGUGUGCGCGAGGACAGCAGACUGGCGCGGCAAAGCAUGCUUCCACGGCGCAGGUUCAGUGGGAGAAGAUCGCGCCUGCUAUGGAACUACCGCGCUGGGUGUUCGACGCUAGGGGGGUGGUGGAGACGGGGCCUCUUGAAGGGCUGGGGUUUAGGGUGGAGAGUGUUGGGUGUAUGGGGACACGAGAACGGCGGCGGUAG
This is a messenger RNA of Pseudovirgaria hyperparasitica, 1882 nucleotides long. Its product is annotated as nucleotide sugar dehydrogenase. The coding region runs from base 50 to 1882 and encodes 610 amino acids. Gene Ontology annotation, molecular function: NAD binding; UDP-glucose 6-dehydrogenase activity. Gene Ontology annotation, cellular component: cytosol; nucleus. Gene Ontology annotation, biological process: polysaccharide biosynthetic process; glycosaminoglycan biosynthetic process. The record is from RefSeq and is a predicted model, not a curated record. NCBI's taxonomy places the organism in Eukaryota, Fungi, Ascomycota, Dothideomycetes, Acrospermales, Acrospermaceae. The transcript has 3 exons.